Pyrus x bretschneideri (Chinese white pear) is the source of this 1925-nucleotide messenger RNA. RefSeq lists its product as uncharacterized. Bases 678 to 1454 code for a protein of 258 amino acids. The transcript has a single exon. Lineage: Eukaryota; Viridiplantae; Streptophyta; Magnoliopsida; Rosales; Rosaceae. The record is from RefSeq and is a predicted model, not a curated record.
AAAACAAAAAAAAAAAAACAAAAAAAAAAAACAAAAAACAAAAAAAAAAUAAAAAUAAAAAGGAGGCCGGCUCCAAAACUUUCUACUCCUCUUUCCAAAGCCAGCGAGCCCAGCUACAAAUCCGGGCCCAGCUCUCAAAGCCCAUCGUUACUCGGCUCCAAGACACCCAUCACUCAAAUCAACCUCCUCUCCUUCCCUAAACCAAAAAUCACAGAGUCCCUCUCAGAUCUCCAGAUCCAAUCCUUCGCCGACAUUCGAAUUCCCAACAACAACCACCAUCAAUGACCUGCCGGAGCCCAUACUCUCUUCGCAGUCACCUAUCACCCUCCCCUGCCCAUCGCCGACGCAGCCGCCUCGCACAGUCCUCGCUGCAGCCUGCUCACCAGACCCAGAAGCUAUCCGUCCCCGCCGCCUUUCCCAAAGAGAAGUCCGAGUGGGUCAUGUCCGGGUCUCCCCAGUCGACUCUGAGCGGAAUCAGGAGCUGGUCCAGCAACGGAAGCCAUGUCCUCCUCUCUCUCCCCUCUCGCUUCUCUCUCUCCCAGCACAGAGAAGAGAACACAACAAAACAAAAAAGAAUCAAGCCAAACCAGCUUUUUCCCAUCUCAGAAUUAAACCACCGAAUUUAGGACCAACCCAGUGAGAAUUGAGUCAAACGGGGAGGACCCAAGUCAGCAGAAAUGGCGUUAGGCGGUCAAUCGUCGGGCACCAGCAAUAUCAAAGCUCACCACAACACGGAGUCGAUGACGAUCCAGAACCCGACCCAGACCUGCCACCUUGACCUCUCCGCUGAGCUCUUCGGCGGCGUCAGCCAAGCAUGCGGCCGAAACCUCGACCGGAGCCGAUGCUGCCCCGUUCUAGCCGCCUGGCUCUUCGCCGCCCACGCCAGAUCAGCCCUUGAGCUCCCCUCCUCGGCUCCGGAUCCGUCGGCGGUGCCCGACCAACCGAUGAUGCCGGACGACUCGCAGAAGUGCGUCAACUCGCUGCAGUCUUCGCUCGUCAGCCGGAACAUCCGGAUUCCUCAACCCAACGCCAGCUGCGACGCCGUUCUGUGCUUCUGCGGAAUCCGGCUCCACCAGAUCGGAUCGCUCAGCUGCCCCGCCUUCCCAACCCGGAACCGGCACCAUCCCAGCCAAUUUCUCAACCUUGAACAUCUCCCUGCGCAGCAGUGGGUCAAGUCUCUCCGCUUCGCCUUCCAAGUCCGCCCCUCACUCCUUUCACGGCGCCUUGGCUCUCGCCCACCACCCUCACUACGACGAGAGUUUUGCCCAUUCGGGUCUGAUGGGGUUUCACCAGUCACCAUCUCCACCACCAGUCACCAUCUCCACGCCAGAAAAGCUGCAAACCCAGCUCCAGCAACUGGACUUGCCGCAGAUUGCUGUGAUUCACCAACCUUCUCCGCAGCUCCCCUGCAAGACCUCUUCGUCCCGUCGUCGGCGUCUGUUGCUGUUGUAUAGACUGGGAGAAUCGAAUGAGGUGCGUCUACAACUGCGGAUCCAGGGAGCUCUCUGUCCAUGCUCGUCUUCUUCAUCUCCACCAAUGGAGACAUUUGCAGCACUACAAAAAAAAAAAAAAAAAAAAAACACAACGGAGAUCUCACCAAAACGCAGCGACAAAUCCACCAAGCCCCGAACCGUCUCCGUCUUCUUCCUCUCCAUCCAUGCAGUUCCUCGCCUGCAAGGACCUCGAGCUCGUCAUUCUGGCCACCUUGAUCAAAAUCAACGAAGAGCUUCAUUGACCGCUGUCAAACGACUAGCCGGUCUUCAAACUCGACGCUUUGCACUACUUCAAGCUCUGGUCUGCACCUCCGCCAUGGCUGCUGCCUUUGAAUGUGAUCAACAAAAUCAAAGUUUGUCAACUCACACCCAAAGAUCUCGUCCGUCUGCUUGCCUCUGCUGCUGCCUUUGAAUGUGAUCAACAAAAUCAAU